AUGCUAACGGCUUUAAAUCCAAAUCUUGAAUCUGAAAGCCUCUUAGGACUUUUGACUCACGUCGGUGAAAACUAUUUCAACGAUUGCAGUACGACGGUAAUUUUGUACGACGAUGCGUUCGAAACAAGAUACGGAACAGUGUUGGAAGAAUUUUUGAAAAAUCUCCCAUCAACUUACGUGAAGAAGCGAGUGAAACUGACCGACGAUUUUCUACACGCUCUCGAAGCCUGCCGGAAUCACAUUUUGUUUUUGGAGAACUUAAACAACGUACGAAAUGCGUUAGAGCAACAAAGCGACGGAAAGGUUGUCGUAGUUACCGGUGCAUCCACCUGGGAUGUUCUCGAGUUUUUAAAAAGCCCGGUUUCAAGGUUAUACAAAAAUUUAUUAAUUAUCGCACGCAGCACGAGCAGAACAGCCAAGGAGGGAUCGUUUGUGCUUUACACGCACGAAUUGUACAGCGAUGGAAUUGGAUCAAGUCGCCCUGUGAUACUAACUUCAUGGAUCAAGGAUCGUUUGACGAAGCCUGAAAAAGUUCUAUUCCCACAGAAAUUGGAGUCUGGAUUUAAUGGUCAUAGAUUCCGCGUAUCAGCUAUGCAUAAGCCUCCCUUCGCAUUUCGACGGGUAACUCCGUCUACCGAUACUGUCCAGUGGGACGGUGUGGACAUCAGAGUGAUAAGGCUACUGAGCAAGAUAUUAAAUUUCACAAUCGACGUUCGAGAUCCUACACCUAGGGAUUCACUAAGCCCCGUCAACGCAGUUAUGCGGGAUAUUUCUUCGGGUAAAGCAUCAAUGGGUUUGGGUGGUUUGUACAGAUCAGUCGACCUGAUGAGAGGUUUCGACACGAUGUACCCUCACACUCACGAUUGCGCUGCAUUCAUAUCAUUAACCUCUACCGCAUUGCCAAAAUACCGAGCGGUUUUGGGACCGUUUCGUCAGUCGGUUUGGGUCACCCUGAUAUUCGCAUAUCUUGGAGCAAUCAUACCUUUGACGCUGAGCAGCAAGAGUAAUUUACUAAGGCUCGUGACGCGGCCUAAAGAAUUGAUGGAAAUGUUCUGGUUCGUCUUUAGCACGUUUACAAAUUGCUUCACCAUCAGAAGUCCCCUUGUUUACGAGGGACUCGCACAAAAUGCAUCUGCGAUUCUGAUCGGUCUUUACUGGGUAUUUACGAUAAUUAUAACAUCGUGCUACACCAGUUCGAUUAUUGCCUUUAUAACGAUUCCCGCAUAUCCAGCCGCCAUCGAAACGAGCGAUCAGCUUCUUUACUAUCGAUAUCGCGUGGGAACUCUGGAUCACGACGGUUGGGAGUACUUUUUCAAGAACAGCAGUGAUCCGAAUAUAGUGAAGCUAUUAAAGAAUUUAGAAUUGGUACCGACGCUUGCGGAGGGUAUACGAAACGCCAGUCGAGCCUAUUUUUGGCCCUACGCUUUACUCGGCUCAAGAGCAAUGCUUGAGUACAUUGUACAAGCGGAUUUUGCCCCAAACUGGAAAACAAAACGAUCAUUGAUGCACAUAAGUCGCGAAUGCUUCGUGCAAUUCGGGGUCACUAUAGCCUUUCCGAAGGACUCAACGUACACGGAAUCGAUGAGCAAAGUCGCUCAACGAGCUAAUCAGGCUGGACUCGUGCAGAAAAUAACGUCUGAUGUUAAAUGGGACGUUCAACGAUCAUCUACUGGUAAACUUUUGCAAGUCAGUACUGAGAAAACAUUGCAUAUACCGUCAACGGAAGAGCGACAGUUGACGCUGGAUGACAUUCAGGGUAUGUUUAUAGUUCUGGGAUCAGGCGUCCUGAUAUCGCUACUUCUUUUAAUCCUUGAAUGCAUCUACCGAAAAUUAAGCAAGGGCUGUAGUGCUAAGUCCAGAAGCCGAAACGCCAGCGAAACGGACGCGAAAUCAAACGAUGACUUAUCUUACGGAGUCCAGAAUUACGGAAUCGACGAUUAUCCGUUGGAAUACGAAAUUCAAAACGUCACGAGAUAUUUUAGAAACAGCAUUUAAAUUGAAUGUAAUUUUCUAAUACAAUCAGUUAUUCCUAUAGUAUUAUUUUAUAUUGUCAAGAAUCAAUGAAAACUGA
Messenger RNA from Neodiprion fabricii, 2071 nucleotides. It is a transcript of the gene Ir21a, whose product is annotated as ionotropic receptor 21a. Gene Ontology annotation, cellular component: membrane. Gene Ontology annotation, molecular function: ligand-gated monoatomic ion channel activity. The transcript is spliced from 9 exons. NCBI's taxonomy places the organism in Eukaryota, Metazoa, Arthropoda, Insecta, Hymenoptera, Diprionidae. The coding region runs from base 1 to 1995 and encodes 664 amino acids. The record is from RefSeq and is a predicted model, not a curated record.